CGACUGCUGAUGACGUAGCCACCUCCCAACCAGUUACUUACCACCUGUCACCGAUCUGCGCCUGCGCAUCGAGCUCACGCGUCACUAGUAAUGUCUAUCGGCGAGAGAAUCCAGGGCGCAUGCGCGAUGCCUGCUUGACUCUGAAAAGGUAGUUAAUGGUGGUCACGCUUUGGGACACCUAGUUGAAAUCUCCUACUUUGUGGCGUACCGAGCUGUGCUGCCAUGGAACAAGACGCUCAGAGAAAAGCAAACUUUUCAACUCUAGUUAGCCAUACCAAUGGACUGAGUAAAAGUUCUGCCCUGCCCACCAAACCCUCAGCUUCAAAAAAGUUAAUCAUUAAGAAUUUUAAAGACAAACCGAAGCUGCCGGAUAAUUACACUCAGGACACUUGGCAGAAGCUUCAUGAAGCUGUGAACGCCAUAGAAAGCAGCACCUCCAUAAAGUACAACCUGGAGGAACUUUACCAGGCUGUGGAAAACCUAUGCUCCUAUAAAGUUUCACACACACUAUAUAAACAGCUCCGCCAAGUAUGUGAGGAACACAUGAAGUCUCAGAUCGACCAGUUCAGAGAAGAAUCUCUUGACAGCUUUCUGUUUUUAAAGAAGGUGAACUUGUGUUGGAAAGAUCACUGUAGGCAAAUGAUUAUGAUUCGAAGCAUUUUCCUAUUUCUGGACCGGACCUAUGUCUUGCAGAACUCGAUGCUUCCUUCUAUAUGGGAUAUGGGUUUGGAGCUAUUCCGUUGUCAUGUUGUGAGUGAUAAGUUAGUUCAGGCAAAAACUAUAGAUGGCAUCCUGCUUCUGAUUGAGAAAGAGCGGUCUGGAGAGGCUGUGGACCGAAGCCUGCUGAGAAGUUUACUUGGUAUGCUUUCCGACUUGCAAGUGUACAAAGAUUCUUUUGAAGGAAGGUUUUUGGAGGAAACAAAUUGCUUGUAUGCAGCUGAAGGGCAGAGACUAAUGCAAGAGAGAGAGAUUCCUGAAUAUUUACAUCAUGUGAAUAAGCGUUUAGAAGAAGAGGUUGAUAGAGUCAUUACAUAUUUAGACCAUGGGACACACAAACCUUUAAUAGCUUGUGUGGAGAAACAGCUACUAGGCGAACACUUGGCUGCCAUCUUACAAAAAGGGCUGAAGAACAUGCUGGAUGAGAACAGAGUUGUGGACCUGACUCUUAUGUAUCAGCUCUUCAGCCGGGUCAGAGGUGGUCAGACAAUCCUGCUGCAGCACUGGGGGGAGUACAUUAAAAAUUUUGGGAGCUCAAUAGUUGUCAAUCCUGAAAAGGAUAAGGACAUGGUCCAAGACUUGCUGGAUUUCAAAGAUAAGGUGGACCAUAUCAUUGAUGUCUGCUUCCAGAAAAAUGAGAAGUUUAUCAAUGUAAUGAAGGAGUCAUUUGAAACCUUUGUCAAUAGGAGAGCAAAUAAGCCAGCAGAACUGAUAGCUAAAUAUGUUGAUUCUAAGCUCCGCUCGGGGAACAAAGAGGCCACAGAUGAAGAACUAGAGCGAUGCCUUGAUAAAAUUAUGAUCAUAUUUAGAUUCAUCCACGGUAAAGAUGUGUUUGAGGCAUUUUAUAAGAAAGACCUUGCUAAAAGACUAUUGGUGGGAAAAAGUGCGUCUGUUGAUUCAGAGAAAUCAAUGUUAUCUAAACUUAAACAUGAGUGUGGUGCAGCCUUUACCAGUAAACUGGAGGGAAUGUUUAAAGACAUGGAGCUGUCAAAAGAUGUAAUGAUUCAAUUCAAGCAGUAUAUGCAGAAUCACAGUGAUCCUGGCAACAUAGACUUGACCGUCAAUAUACUGACAAUGGGUUACUGGCCAACCUAUACCCCAAUGGAUGUGCACUUACCACCAGAGAUGGUAAAACUUCAGGAAAUAUUCAAGACUUUUUAUCUUGGUAAACACAGUGGCAGAAGACUUCAGUGGCAGUCCACGCUCGGGCACGCAGUAUUAAAAGCAGAAUUUAAACAAGAGAAGAAAGAACUUCAGGUAUCUUUGUUUCAAACCCUGGUGCUCCUCAUGUUCAACGAGGGAGAUGAAUUCAGCUUUGAAGAAAUUAAACUAGCUACAGGAAUAGAGGAUAGUGAGCUGAGACGAACUCUACAGUCACUUGCUUGUGGAAAAGCAAGAGUGCUGAAUAAAACGCCAAAAAGUAAGGACGUUGAAGAUGGAGAUAAGUUUAACUUUAAGGAGGACUUUAAGCACAAGUUAUAUCGAAUUAAGAUCAACCAAAUUCAGAUGAAGGAGACGGUGGAAGAACAGGUUACCACGACAGAAAGAGUUUUCCAAGACAGACAGUACCAGAUUGAUGCAGCAAUUGUACGCAUUAUGAAAAUGAGAAAAACCCUUACUCACAACCUUCUGGUCUCUGAACUAUAUAAUCAGUUGAAAUUCCCUGUAAAGCCUGGAGACCUGAAGAAGAGGAUUGAAUCAUUAAUUGAUAGAGACUACAUGGAAAGGGACAAAGAAAACUCAAAGCAGUACCAUUACCUGGCAUGAGGAACUUGCCGCCGCUGUGGUCGUGUGGUGAAGAAGUAGAUAGACAUUAAGUGCUCACCUAAGGUUUAUUGGCAGAGCAGCAGACGCUUGACAUCCCAGCAUUAAUAAACCUUAGUAAUAUUCAAUUAGUAUUAUAGGUAAUUUUGUUUUGUGUGACUGUUUAAAGGAUGUUCUACUAAUUAUUUUUGGCAUAUGCGCAUAAUAAUAUGUAGCCUUCUGUUUCCCCAGUCAGCAGUGACAUGUACUUUAUUUCUGCUCAUAUUCUUCUAUAUUAUUUUGGCUAGUCACACUCAUCACCACUGCAACAACCAGUAGGCCCUUAAUGCUGCAAUCCUUAUUAUUGGUUGAGAGCCGAAUAAAUUGCAGGAAACCCAGCUAUUACAGUAUAUACUGUGUUCUUUUUAAAGAGCAUCUGUCAGCAGAUUUGUACCUAUGAAACUGGCUGACCUGUUCCAUGUGCACUUGGCAGCUGAAGGCAUCUGUGU
Bufo gargarizans (Asiatic toad) is the source of this 2969-nucleotide messenger RNA. It is a transcript of the gene CUL4A, whose product is annotated as cullin 4A. The transcript has 21 exons. Gene Ontology annotation, molecular function: ubiquitin protein ligase binding. Gene Ontology annotation, biological process: protein ubiquitination; DNA damage response; ubiquitin-dependent protein catabolic process. Gene Ontology annotation, cellular component: Cul4A-RING E3 ubiquitin ligase complex. The coding region runs from base 223 to 2484 and encodes 753 amino acids. Lineage: Eukaryota; Metazoa; Chordata; Amphibia; Anura; Bufonidae. The record is from RefSeq and is a predicted model, not a curated record.